Molecule: messenger RNA, 1662 nt
Organism: Cyphellophora attinorum
Lineage: Eukaryota; Fungi; Ascomycota; Eurotiomycetes; Chaetothyriales; Cyphellophoraceae
Product: Importin subunit alpha-1
Exons: 2
Coding region: 1-1662 (553 amino acids)
Biological process (GO): NLS-bearing protein import into nucleus
Cellular component (GO): nucleoplasm; cytoplasm; nucleus
Molecular function (GO): protein binding; nuclear import signal receptor activity
Source: RefSeq, a predicted model, not a curated record
AUGGCCGAACGAUAUAUCCCAGAGCAUCGACGAACGAACAACAAAGCCAAGAACUCGUUCAAGCCCGAUGAGCUCCGCCGUCGCCGCGAAGAGCAACAGGUUGAGAUUCGUCGUCAAAAGAGAGAAGAGAACCUGUCAAAGCGGCGGGGUAUCACACGUGCCGAUGGCGAAGUUGGCGUAGGUGCUGUCAGCGAUGGUGAUAGCGAUGAUGAUGGUGGAGCAGUCGAGAGCGAGCUGUCCACCGAUCUCCCUGAAAUGGUCAAAGGUGUCUUCUCCGACCAAAUCGAGUCUCAGAUUGCCGCCACCACCAGAUUCCGCAAACUGCUAUCCAAGGAACGCAAUCCUCCCAUCGAGAAGGUCAUCGAGACCGGCGUCGUCAGUCGCUUCGUCGAAUUCCUCCGUUCUCCUCACACACUCGUUCAGUUCGAGGCUGCGUGGGCCCUCACUAACAUUGCCUCCGGUUCGGCUGCGCAAACUCAGGUCGUCAUUGAGGCUGGCGCUGUGCCCAUAUUCGUUGAGUUGCUGAGCAGCCAUGAGCCUGACGUCCGUGAACAGGCGGUGUGGGCUCUUGGUAACAUCGCCGGCGACUCUCCUGCCUGCCGAGACUACGUUCUCAGCCAAGGUGCUUUGAAGCCGCUGUUGAAUCUGAUUGGAGACGGUCGCAAGCUCAGCAUGCUCAGAAAUGCUACAUGGACCCUCAGCAACUUCUGCCGGGGUAAGACACCGCAGCCAGAUUGGAACCAGAUUCACCCAGCUCUGCCCGUCCUCGCAAAGUUGGUGUACAUGCUCGACGACGAGGUCCUCAUUGAUGCCUGCUGGGCCAUCUCAUACCUGUCGGACGGAUCGAAUGACAAAAUUCAGGCCGUCAUCGAAGCUGGCAUUCCUCGCAGACUCGUCGAAUUGCUCAUGCACGCCUCCACAUCUGUCCAGACACCAGCUCUUCGCUCAGUGGGCAACAUUGUCACUGGUGACGACGUUCAAACCCAGGUUAUCAUCAACUGCGGUGCUCUUCCUGCUCUACUUUCUCUCCUUGGUAGUUCCAAGGAUGGGAUCCGCAAGGAAGCUUGCUGGACCAUCUCAAACAUCACUGCUGGCAACUCAACACAAAUUCAGUGCGUCAUUGAUGCGAACAUCAUUGCCCCACUGAUCAACCUGCUCUCCAAUGGCGACUUCAAGACCCGCAAGGAAGCUUGCUGGGCAAUCUCAAAUGCUACCUCAGGCGGCCUCCAAAAGCCCGAGCAGAUCCGAUAUCUUGUCCAGAACGGUUGCAUCCGACCGCUGUGCGAUCUGUUGGCCUGCCCCGACAAUAAGAUCAUCCAAGUCGCCCUCGACGGUCUCGAGAACAUCCUUAAAGUUGGUGAGAUGGACAAGGAGGCAUCAGCUGCCAACACUGCCGACGCUCAGGUCAACCGCUAUGCUCUGUUCAUCGAAGAAGCCAACGGCAUGGAGAAGAUUCACGAUUGCCAGAACAAUGCAAAUGAGGAGAUCUAUAUGAAAGCAUACAACAUUAUCGAACGCUACUUCUCGGAUGAGGAGGAUGCUGGCGCCGACAUCGAAGAACUCGCGCCUCAGGUUAAUGAACAAGGCUACACACUGAACCAACAAACUCCAGCUGGUCAAUUCAACUUCAACACUAACGGUGGCGACUCAAUGGAUAUGUGA